This is a messenger RNA of Pangasianodon hypophthalmus (striped catfish), 2066 nucleotides long. RefSeq names its product urate (5-hydroxyiso-) hydrolase a (gene uraha). The transcript is spliced from 6 exons. Bases 202 to 663 code for a protein of 153 amino acids. Gene Ontology annotation, biological process: purine nucleobase metabolic process. Gene Ontology annotation, molecular function: hydroxyisourate hydrolase activity. Lineage: Eukaryota; Metazoa; Chordata; Actinopteri; Siluriformes; Pangasiidae. The record is from RefSeq and is a predicted model, not a curated record.
GUCACGUGACUGAUGACUCCCUACUUCCUGAUUUUCAAGUUCUCCAAAAACAAUCUACACCGAUUUUAAGGCGUUGUACAGUAACUGUAGCUUUGGAUUGAGUGCUUCAUCAACACUUCUUCAUGCCAUAAGGACACUGGGUGAAGGAUAGAGAGGUCACUGACCUGCACUCCUCCUCCAGGCUGAAUCCCGGAUACACACAUGCACACUGUACACUGCUGCCAGAAAAGACAAGAAAUACGCAUGAGCACUAGAUUGCAGCAUAUUAAAGAUCAUAUUUUAUCAGCAAAACAGUGUUCAGAAAUGAGCGCUUUGCCGCCGAGCCCGCUCACCACUCACGUGCUGAACACCGGCCGGGGUGUACCAGCUGCCGGCAUGAGCAUCACUCUGUACUUCCUGGAUCCUACGACGUCAGCUUGGAACCAUCUGACAACAGGAACUACCAACAGUGAUGGACGUUGUCCAGGUCUCAUCACUAGAGAAGCCUUCAGUGCUGGUACCUAUAAGAUGCGCUUUGAGACCGGACAGUACUGGGAGGGACUGGGGGAGACCUGCUUCUACCCGUAUGUUGAGAUUGUCUUCACCAUCGCUGAUGCUUCUCAGAAGUUCCACAUCCCACUGCUCCUGAGUCGCUUUUCAUACAGCACCUACAGGGGGAGCUAACAAGUGCAGGGACCAAACUGAUUCACACUGAUUCACACUGACCUCCACUGAUCUGCCUGAUCCUGACGUCUGGCUGAAGGUGCACCUAUAAGCUCAUCUACACGUGAAAAAUAACGCUGUUGCUCUUACACCUCUGUUACAGGUCACUUACAAUGGCUCAGUUGUAUGAAAAUGCACAAUAUGCACAAAGCGUAAUAUAAAACUACAGGUCAGUGUUGUUAUAUAUUUCUGUUUCUGUCCUACCUGACUGUCCUAUUUACUAAUAUGUCCUGAAGUAAAAUAAAUGUUUCAGCUGAUGUGAUGGACGGAAAAAGUUACAUAGCAAAAUAAUGUGUGCAUUAAAGAAAACAAUUGCGAGUACAACAGCAGGUUAUUAUCUCCAUUCCCACAGCCAGGCAGUCUAAGGGCUCUUGUGUUUGAAGCUUUGGGGUUAAAUUACAGUACCAAUGUAAUUUCUGCAAUUAUUAAACAAACUUAGCACAAACAUCUGCAGUAAUGUGGUAAUGUAAAAGAGAAUUGUUUUAUUUUGUGUCUAUUUCCCGAAGACUCGCUACCACUGCUCCUUUUUGUCUGCAGUGUUGAUAGCAAUUACAGUAUUUUGGUUUGUGGUUCCAUGACCAAUGAUGAUUUAUAAGAAGUAAGUUAUCAUUUAUUAUACCACUGUGCACCACUACACCACUUGAAUUCUCCUAUCAGAAGGUGGGGAUUAAUUUUCUGUAACAGCAGCUCCUGCACAGGUACUUCCAAUUAAUGUGGUGGAUGCUUCACAACAUUUAAGGCUUAUAAUAAACAGAUUUUUCUAAUGUUUUGUUAUUUAACAAAGAAAAAUGUAUAAUCGUUGAUAUGGUGAAGUUGUCUGUUAGGAGACAUUUUAGGGAAAGGAGUUUGUGCUUUCUGAACUUGUUUCAUCGACAUUCUAUAACAUUAAAUGUAGCUAUAAAGGGUUAAAAACUGUGAUGUUUCAUUCACUAAUAACAAAAAAUGUUGAACGAAAGAAACGUCUGUGUGUGUGAUAUAAGCCGAGUACAAACUUUGGGCCAUGCUGUUAUAGAAAAAUAAUCCACUUCAGUGUGUUAUUUGUUACUUACACCACAGCACAGGUGAGAACAGGAACUAACUUCCACAACAUUAAAUCUAAACCGUUAAAAUGUGCCACAUUUCAUACAUUAAUAAGUUAAGCAUUGUUAUCGUUGGCAAAUCGUUAUGGUAUAAGUGUAAUAACAGACUCCAGACUCUGAUAUUAUGUGAAAAGAUUGCACUUCGGGGGGUUGCGGCACUCCACUUGCGCGUCGUACUGUAUCACACCACCCCGGCGUGCAUUAUUUUUGUAUAACAGCAUGGUCUGUUGUAAGUUGUUCCUAUAUAUUUUACAUUCUGAUAAAACUCUACUCUAUUCUCUUCUA